AUGAAUUGCGACAUUAUUACAAACGCCAAACAUAAGGUAGUGUUGGAAGAUCAAGUUUAUAAGGACAAGGGAACUUUAAAGGCUGUGAUGACGCAAUACGCUAUUGAUCAUAGAUUCCAAUGGAAAACGGACAGAUCGAGUCGAAAAUGUUAUACACUUGUUUGUGUCUCUGAUAAUUGUGGGUGGGUGUUGAAGUCGUCAAAUGAUCACACGUGUCCAUUGAAAGAUAAGGUCUAUGAACAACGUCAAGCAACAAGCAAUCUUAUUAGAGGUAUGAUACAACCCAAGUUAGUUGAUCAUAAAAGAAAGUUGACGCCAAAGGAUAUACAACAAGAUGUCAGCUUAGCUCUUAGAGUAAAUGUAUCAUACUCAGUGGCGUGGAAGGCUAAAGAAAAGGCUGUAAUUUCUUUAUGGGGUACCCCAUCUGGUUCUUAUGGUAAACUUUCGAGCUACUUAUACGUAUUGGACGCUACCUACCCUGGAUCUCAUAUAAGGAUGAAGAAAACCGAUGAAAAUCAAUUUCUUUAUCUUUUUAUUUCGCUCUUCCCAUUCAUAAAAGGUUUUGAGUUUUGUAAACCAAUUGUCAUAGUUGAUGGCAGCCACCUCAGGGGGACUUACAAUGGAGUAUUUGUUUCUGCAAGUACUGUUGAUGGAGCAGGAAAUAUAUUGCCGCUAGCAUAUGAAAUUAUUGAUUCAGAAAAUGAUGCAUCCUGCACUUGGUUUUUUGAACAGUUUAGAGAAGCGCAUGGCGUUAAAUAUAACAUGUGCGUUGUGUCUGAAUACGAAACGAAAGCUGUCGGAAGUUUUUAUGGGAUGACAAAGGCAUACAAACAAUCUGAAUUUGAUGAACUGAUGGAAAAGGUUGAACAAGUUGAUGUUCGUGUAAAAAAUUACUUGGAAUCAACAUGUUAUGAAAAAUGGGCUAAGGUGUAUGCAACAGUUGAUCGAGGAAUGGUUAUGACAUCAAACAUAGCUGAGUGCAUAAAUGCUUGUCUAUUUGAAGCAAGGGAAUUACCGGUUGUGCCAUCAAAUAACUAUGUGUUUAGUGUUCAUCACGAAGGUAGAACCUACAUUGUUUGUUUGGAAAAUAAAACUUGUACUUGCAAGAGGUUUCAAAUAGAUGAAAUACCAUGUUCGCACGCUUGGGCUGUUUUAAAGAAGAAACAUUUUGAUGUUGCGCCAUAUUGUUCCGACGUGUACAAGCCAAGUAACUUGUUAGAUACAUAUAGCAUUCCAAUUCGUCCGUUACCUGAUCAAAAAGAGUGGAAUGUACCUGGGUAUAUUAAGGACCAGAUGGUGCAGCCUCCAAAUCAUAAAAAGCUCCCUGGAAGGCCAUCCAAAAAGUAUCGUGACAGGACGUAUAGCGAGCUAUAUGGUAAGAAGAGAAAGAAUUCUUGCAGUACGUGUGGGUUUAAAGGGAACAAUAGGCGUUCAUGUAGGAAUGGACCGCGUAUUGUGUAG
Molecule: messenger RNA, 1461 nt
Organism: Solanum lycopersicum (tomato)
Lineage: Eukaryota; Viridiplantae; Streptophyta; Magnoliopsida; Solanales; Solanaceae
Source: RefSeq, a predicted model, not a curated record